Messenger RNA from Malus domestica (apple), 1475 nucleotides. RefSeq names its product NEP1-interacting protein-like 1. The record is from RefSeq and is a predicted model, not a curated record. NCBI's taxonomy places the organism in Eukaryota, Viridiplantae, Streptophyta, Magnoliopsida, Rosales, Rosaceae.
UUCUUUCUAAAAUACCUAGCCAUUCAGCUCCUUAAAGCUAGCUUUAUCUCUCUUAAAUACCUAGCCAUUCAGCUCCUUACCCUUUAAGUGCACCUCACCCUUUAAAUUCUUAUAGUGUGCUCCCACUUUCCACUCAACACAAUCAUGUCUAGUUUUUGCAUUUCUCCUCCUAUGAUGAUGAAGGGGUGGUUUUCAGGGUUAUUGAGAGCCGCAUUCAGGUGUGAAGAGGUUGUUUCUUUGUGGGUUUUGGCUGCCAUUGGCGAUUCCAGCGGCGGAGCUUUGGGUCGAGUCACAAAACGAGUUGUUUUUGCUGCAUAUACCGGCAUUCUUGCACUAGGAGGAGCUAUAGUGGGAGCAAUUCAUGGAGCCAUUAAAGGCCAGACGACGGAGACCGGGUUUAUUAAAGGUGCCGGCAUAGGCGGUUUGGCAGGGGCUAUUGCUGCCAUUCAAUUGAUGGAUUUGGCAGUGGACGGCGAGUCGUUGUCUAAGGUUGCUUUCUUGGGUGGGAUGGUAAAUGGGAAGGUGUUUAUGGAAUGGGUGAAUUCUUCAUUGCUAAAAGCCUAUCACUGGCAAGUUAGCAAUCUGGAAACAACUUACAGAGAGAUUUCUGAUAUCUAUGACAUUGCUGGAGUGAAGGGAUUAUCCCAGGAUUGCAUUCAAAAGCUCCCUCGAAGUACAUUUUACAGCAGCAGCAGCAGCAGCAAUAUCAUUGAUUCAUGCAGUGAAUUUUGCUGCUCAAUUUGCUUACAGGAAUUGAAGGACGGAGAAAAUGCAAGAGAACUUCCCAUUUGUGGCCAUAUGUUUCACGUGGGAUGCAUAGACCAAUGGCUAAAGCGACAAGCCUCUUGUCCUAUGUGCAGACUACAAGUACACAUUUAAAACGUAGUAGAUAACUACCACGAGUGUUCGAUGGUUGUGGACGAAUUUCAGCCAUGUAUUCUACAUGGUACGUUUUGAGUUCGAUUCAUGAUGCUGUUGAAUCACACGAUGGUGGCCAGGAAAAAGCUAAAAUACUUCUAUGAGUCUUCCUGACUCCUGACAUGAUGGACUGCUGUGGUGAAAGCGACACGCGUCUUCCCUUUUUUUUUUGAAAACAAAAACGUAGUAGAUUUUAGGGAUUGCUAGUAUGGUCCAAGCCUCCAAGGUGUUCUAUUAGUCGUUGAAUUCUCUGUAACUAUUGCAAAAAGAUGUAGUACUUUCGUAAAGUGCAAGAAUCUUGUACAUAGUUUUGGGAUCCAGAUCCUCUUGGGAUCUAAGAAUCCUGAGCCUAGGGAUCAAUUGAUCCGGCCCGUUGAAAUUUUAUCGAACGGUUACAAACAGAAGAUUCCACAAAAAAUUAUAAUAAUUGUAGUCGUUGGAUCAAAUUUCAACAGAUCGGAUCAAUUAAUCCCUAGGCUCAGAUCCUUAGAUCCGGAGAGGAUCUGGAUCCAUAGUUUUGUACUCUUUUUGUUUGAGGAAAAAUACUUCUUUAUUAA